CUCUAUUUGUAAGCUUAGUCAAAAGAAAUGGAGAGAGCAUGCUAUUACUUUCCUGUAGGACUUUUAUUAGCCACUUCUCUGUUAGCCGUGGGCACAGGCGAUAUCAUAAAUGAUAAAUCUGCCCUUGUAGCUUUCAAAAAUCACAUAGUUUCUGAUCCUCACUUAAUCGUGGCAAAAAAUUGGUCCAUUUCUUCCUCUGUCUGCGAUUGGAUCGGAGUUACAUGUGAUUCUAGUCGUCAAAGAGUGAUGGCCUUAAAUAUUUCUAACAUGGGUUUUGCAGGCACGAUUCCUCCACAACUGGGAAACCUCUCAUUCCUUGUUUCUCUCGACAUGAGCAACAACAAUUUUCAUGGUCAUUUGCCAGAAGGAAUGUCUCAUUUGCGUCGACUAAGUUUCAUGGCUUUAAGCAACAACAAUCUCACGGGAGAAAUUCCAUCAUGGUUGGGUGUCUUGGAUAGCCUUCAAUACCUAUUCUUGACAGAGAAUAAUUUUUUUGGUGAUCUUCCUGCUAACAUAUGCGACAAUGUUCCAAAUCUAAAAGAGCUCGAUCUGUCUUGGAAUCAAUUGAGUGGCCAAAUACUAUCAGGUUUAUCAAACUGCUCCGGACUCAAGUCGUUAGAUUUGUCAGUCAACCAGUUCAAUGGUUACAUACCAAAAGCGGUGGGGAACCUGAAAAUGCUUGAGAAGCUAAAUCUCGAUUAUAACAAUUUAGAAGGUAGCAUUCCGGAAGAGAUAGGCAAUCUCCAGAGCUUGAGGGCCUUGUCCAUAGAAAGCAGCAAUUUGAGUGGAUCAAUACCCAGGGAAAUUGGAAACCUAAGUAUGCUUGAAGAAGUACAUUUUUCUUACAACAGACUGACAGGUCCGAUUCCAAACGAGAUUGGCAACUUGCUCAAAUUGGAGAUCCUUGACUUGGAAUGGAAUAGCUUAAGUGGUUUACUACUAGUUGGGAUCUUCAACAUCGGAGCCGUACCUGCCUCUAUCUCAAACUGUUCGAAACUAACUCGCAUAAAUCUUGGUGAUAACAAAUUCAGCGGUCCAAUUCCCAAUUCCAUUGGAAAUUUGAGACGCCUCGAAAUUCUAGAUCUGUAUGCAAACAAUUUGACGAGUGAAUCUUCAUCUCCAGAAUUGGGCCUCUUCACUUCCCUCACAGGUUGCAUCUCUUUAUGGCGUAUCGAUGUGGCAGACAAUCCGUUAAAUGGGGUUCUUCCGAGAUCCAUCGGGAAUCUUUCUAUUUCUGUUGAAGAUUUGGAAGUAUGGAACUGUGGACUCAGGGGGAACAUUCCAGACAGCAUUGGAAACUUGAGCAAUUUAGUUGUUUUAAUUCUAAGUGACAAUAGCUUGACUGGAUCAGUUCCCAAUACAAUAUGGGGUUUGCAAAAGCUUUGGAUUUUACGUCUAGAUGACAAUAGUUGGACUGGAUCAGUUCCGAAUACGAUAUGGGGUUUGCAAAAGCUUGGGGAAUUGGAUCUUAGCAAUAUUUCCCUCAUUGGUCCGCUCCCUCGUGGUCUCUGUGGUUUGCAGAGUUUGGAGUAUUUAUACCUAAGUCAAAAUCAGAUUAGCGGUUCAAUUCCAGAAUGUUUCAAUAACCUUACAUCUUUGAGGCAUCUUGACAUAACUUUCAAUAGAUUAACCUCUACUCUGCCAAUGAGCUUGUGGGAUCUUAAAGGUCUCGAGCGGGUCAACUUGUCGUCGAAUUUAUUGACAGGACCCUUGGCUCCAGAGAUGGGAGAAUUAAAGAAUUUGACAAGGUUAGACUUGUCAAACAACCAGUUUUCAGGCAAAAUCCCCAGCACCAUUUGGAGCUUAGAGAGUUUGGACCACCUUUCUUUAGCAAACAACAGCUUGCAAGGAUCAAUUCCGGACAACCUUUGA
Messenger RNA from Coffea eugenioides, 1872 nucleotides. Its product is annotated as LRR receptor-like serine/threonine-protein kinase FLS2. NCBI's taxonomy places the organism in Eukaryota, Viridiplantae, Streptophyta, Magnoliopsida, Gentianales, Rubiaceae. The record is from RefSeq and is a predicted model, not a curated record. Gene Ontology annotation, molecular function: protein binding. Bases 28 to 1872 code for a protein of 614 amino acids. The transcript has 4 exons.